AUGUCCGCCACCGAUUCAAAAGAACCAACAUUUCAAAAGAAAAACUUCACAAAACUCCCUGUGCAUCAGAUAAACCCCAGUUACACAGUGCGUGUGAUGUGCUGCGUGUUUUUUAUCUUUUUAACCGAGAUUUUUCUCGCCCACUAUGUAUAUCGGCUGAUAAACUCAGAAAUCCGCGAGGACUAUGUCGCGAAACACUCGUUUCAUCAUCAUUUUUUGCUUGAACUACGCAGUGAAGAGUUCCGCAACGAAGUUAGGAGAAUUUUUAAGGAAUUUAGUGUGAUGAAUUCUAGCCAUAGUUUGAAAAGAGAAAAGAGGAGCGUAAAACAUAGGUUAGAUUAUAAUUACUUGGGAGUGCAAGCUGAGGAGCCGCAGGUGGAGUUCUUUAAUCCGAAAACAAGGGUGCCUGGGGACGAGAAGGAUGAUGAAAACUUAAGAAAACUCGGAAGGAAGGAAUUGACACCCAGUGGGGAUUCUUGGAUAUGGGUCACAAGCUCAAGCAGAAUACCGGAAAAAGCAUUAGAAGGAUAUUGUCAAAAAGUACAAGAAUUUUGUCCAAAAAAUGCUGGACCACAGGGACCACCUGGACAAAAAGGUGAUCAAGGACAGCAGGGACUGAGAGGAUUUCCUGGAAUUCCAGGUGAUAUGGGUUCUCCAGGAUUUCCUGGAGAGAAAGGAGAACAGGGUCGCCCCGGGCUGGAUGGUAGAGACGGUUUACCUGGAGAACCUGGUCUAUAUGGAAGACCAGGAAGAAAUGGGUAUGAUGGAGCACCCGGUAAGGAUGGCAUACCAGGCAAGGAUGGAAAAGAUGGCAUCAAUGGUAUGAAAGGUGAAAGAGGUGUUAUGGGUCCUCAAGGUCUUCGAGGUCCAUCUGGUCUGCCAGGUCCAAGAGGAAGAUCAGGCAAACCUGGUACACACGGUACUCCCGGCAUACCGGGCAUCACUGCAUGGAAAGUAAUGGAUAAGCAAAAUACUUCAAAGCUUCUUAUUCCUCCUUCAAUAGCAGGUGCACAGAACAAACCGGAUACUUACAUUGUAAACGAAUGGGACAAUGUCCUCCUUCAAUGUUUGGCAUCUGGUAACCCGCCUCCUAGAACCUUAUGGCAACGUCUGGAUAAUAAACCAGUUGUAAUGGGAACAUGGCAAGAACUGCAAGUUCCGGGACCGAAUCUAAGUAUUCCACGCAUAACACGAGAUCACAUGGGAAUCUACGUAUGUAUAGCUGAUAACGGAGUUCCGCCACAAGCAAACAAAACGUAUCUCGUUGAGGUGCAUUUUCCGCCACUCGUCAGAAUUUCAAAUCAGAAUGUUGCCGCGGCAAAUGGAUCAACAGCGGUCUUAGAAUGUGAAACAGAAGCCUUUCCAGAACCCCUUCGCUACUGGGAACGUUCCGAUGGGCGGUUGCUGGAAAACACCGACAGAUUCAAGAUAGACAAUUCUCUCGAGAGAAACGGCUACAGAUCCAGAAUGCAACUGAACAUUACGAAUAUAAAUAGCAAAGAUUUCAACUACAAGUAUUAUUGCAUCAGCAAGAAUGAGCUACAAACUACCAGGGGAGAAUUUCAGCUAGGAAAACACACUUCAAACCAAUCGCUUUUCACUGAGCGGGGAAAAGGACCAAAACUUUUUGGAAUUCCACCACCAGAAAAAGUAUCUUUAGAAGAUUUAUGCGGCCCUCCAGUUCAGUGCCCGGAUUGCGAUUCCAAAGAACUCAAGUGUUCAGCAGGUGUAUCGCUAGUCGAUUUGAUUAGUCAUUGGGAAGUAAGGCCGUAUCACGAAAAUAUUACCUACAGUGGAUUUCCUAAUAGAGCAAAAGAUUGUGUAUUAUAUGCUGUUGGUAAGCCAGUUUACCUUCGAACUACAGAUGAUCAGUACGGAUGUUUUAUGCGAGAUUCAAAUCCACUUACGGAAAAGGAUGAACAGAAAUUCUGGGUAACUACAGAAAACGCACCAGACAAAUUAAAUGAGUUUGUAAAUAAAACGAUGUACAGAAAGGAUAUUCCCACCACUGUUUACGAUUUGGAUCAUCCAUUUGGAGGUAACUCUCACGUCGUAUAUAAUGGCAAUUUCUUUUAUAACAUCAAAGAUACCAGAAGAAUUAUUCGCUAUAACUUACAGAAUGAAAGCACGGUUUCACUAGACCUCCCAGGACCAGAUUCUAACUCAAAAUCAAAUCACAAUAAAAGCGACAAACUGUACCAAGGUCAAUACAAUACAGUUGAUUUUAAUGUCGAUGACAAUGGACUGUGGCUAAUAUUUGCAGUACCUGAUUCCAAUAAUACUGCAGUCAUGAAGGUUAAUACAGAAACAAUGAAAGCACAGUAUAUCUGGAAUAUAAGUCUAGAACAUCAAAGGGUUGGGGAAAUGUUCAUUGUUUGCGGAGUGCUUUAUGCCGUCGACAGCGUAACUGACAGGAACACGAAGAUUCGAUUUGCUUUCGAUUUGUAUAAAAAUAAUUUGUUAGAUGUCAACUUAGCUAUAGCAAAUCCAUUCAGAAAAACUACGAUGUUGGGAUAUAAUGCUAAAAAUCAGGAACUGUAUUCUUGGGAUAGAGGAAACCAAUUAACUUAUCCCGUGCGAUAUCACGAUAUUGGCUACAAUUCGUCAACCGCAGCAGCAAAAGACGAUAGAGGCGAAUUGUCGGAUGGUGGCUCCAAAUAA
Molecule: messenger RNA, 2661 nt
Organism: Diabrotica balteata
Lineage: Eukaryota; Metazoa; Arthropoda; Insecta; Coleoptera; Chrysomelidae
Source: the annotation of a GenBank genome assembly